UUUUAUUUUGAUCUGGUGGUGUGACGUCACCGCGCCGCGCCGCGCCGCGCUCCGCUGCUGUGUUUCAGCUGAAGAAAGGAGAAAGUGUCCAGACACAGAAAAACUCCUGCUGAAGCGACUGAGAUUCACGCGACACACUGUUAUAAAGAUGGCGUUUAUUAAAGAGGAGAGUGAAGAUGUGGAGAUUGAAGAAGCAUUCAGAGUCAAACAUGAAGAUACUGAGACACAAACAAAGAUGGAGAUUAUUAAAGAGGAGAGUAAAGACGUGAAGAUUGAAGAAGUGUUCAGUCUGAAACAUGAAGAUACUGAGACACAAACAAAGAUGGAGUUUAUUAAAGAGGAGAGUGGAAACAUAAGGAUUGAAGAAGUAUUCAGUCUGAAACAUGAAGAUACUGAGGAACAAACAAAGAUGGAGUUUAUUAAAGAUGAGAGUAAAGACGUGAAGAUUGAAGACACAUUCAGAGUCAAACAUGAAGAUACUGAGGAACAAACAGACACGAUCCCACUGAAAGAGGAGAGUCAAGAAAUGAAUGAAGCAGAAGAGAAAGAUGUCAUGACUGCAGAACAAUCCACUGAAACAACUUCCUCGGGAAAUGGAGCUCCUUACAUAUGUGGUCAGUGUGGAAAGAGUUUCGAAACUGAAGUAAAAAUUUGUCAGCACAUGACAAUUCACUCAAAAAAGGUCAUAUGUCAAUAUUGCAAAAAGACUUUCCCAGACCAGCAACAGCUUAAGGAUCAUGUCAAAAUUCACAUGGGAAGAAAGCCUUUCAUAUGCCAUCUCUGUGGAAAGAGUUGCACAAAAGAAGGACGCCUCAAGGAGCACUUGAGAAUUCACACCGGAGAUAAGCCUUUCGCCUGCCCUCAGUGUGGAAAGAGAUUUGCUCAAAAACCAAACAUUAAAGCCCACAUGAGAACUCACACCGGAGAGAAGCCUUUCACUUGCACUCGGUGUGGAAAGAGUUUUACAUGUAAAGACACCGUUAUCGAACACAUGAAAAUUCACACCGGAGAGAAGCCUUUCACCUGCCCUCAGUGCGGAAAGAGUUUUUCUAAAAAACAAAACAUGAGAGUCCACAUGAGACUUCACACUGGAGAGAAACCUUACAAAUGUCUUUGGUGUGAGGAGAGUUUCUUCUAUCGAAGACACCUGAAAGAUCAUUUGCAAACUCAUUCUCAAAAGGAAUUGCAGAGUUCCUCAGUGUAGUAAGAGGGUUACAAGUAGGGUUGGGUACCGAACACGGUGCUUUUAAGGGUACCGACCGAAUUGCGUCUGUACUACCGAGUACUGAUUCACAUUAAAUCUUUAGGUAACUGAGAACGCAUUUGGGCGCACACGAGAGAGAGAGAGAGAGACCCUGUGACAUGAUGUCACCCCUUCAAAUCUUUAAAACAACACAGUGUGCUUACAUUUCUAGGGUCGUAUGGUUUCCGCGAAAACAUGGACAGGAUGGCGGAGUCCAUUCAUAAAAACGGAAUUUACUCUAUAGCGCGGAAUGCCACAGAAUUCGUCAAGUUUUGGAUGAAUAAAAAAGGUCUGUCACUUAAUUCAAAUCGGGAUAUGAACUAGUGUAUGUGAAUAUUAAAACGCAAAAAGACGAUUUAUGAAUCCUGCAUGUUCUGCUAAUCACGGUAUGUAUGAAUGGCGGAGACGCGGUUUUGUUUACUAUACAAGUACUGAAGCACACGUGAACUCUGCAUCUCACUACAUGAACUUACAGGCUGUGAGUCACUUCAUGAGAAUUUUACAGUUUCAUUUGAGAAAACUAGCAUCAUAUCAUACUGUAUACACACAGAAACUUCACGGCAACCUGUCAAAAUAAAAGUGCGGUUUAAUAUGUAACAGAAAUAUAUUUAUUCUUGCAUUACGUUUGUACAGUAUAAUGUACAUCUUUAUGUAUUCCAUUUACUGUCAAAUUUAGAUAAAAGAAUUAAAUGAUAAAAAUUAACCACUUAAUUGUUGAAAAAAAUACAAUUAUUAUUUAAACUUUUUUAAAGGAAUAUUCACACAAUUUUUCUACCAUGUAUUGAUUUUAACAGUAAACCUCUGUUUGCCAAAAAAUAAAAGGGUUUCAUUUUCAUUUGAUUAAAAAUAAAUAAAUGUUUCAUGCCUUCAUUUGAUUAUCAGAAAAAAUAAAACACUCAAGAAUUUCUGGAAGAAAAAAAAAACAAGUUGUAGGGCCCUAUUGUUCAAAAUGUUGAAAUUGACAGUUUUGGACUUUAUUUUUUCACUGAAAUAAAUGUUUUUGUUAUUACACAGAGAGUAACGUACCGAAAAAAGGUACCGUUGGGUACCAGAACCGAAUUUCAGGUACCGAUACCGUACCGGUUAAAAUGUGAACGGUACCCAACCCUAGUUACAAGAUACAGUAGUUUCAGAAAUAACUUGCAUAUUUACUGUAGGGGAGGACGUCAAAUUUAAAAUCAUCACAUUUAAAGAUGGAAAAAAAAAAAAUCAUGCAGAUGUAAGCCUGUUGAAUUUGCUAGUUUUUUUUUUUUUUUUUUUGUUACUGGUAUCAAAAAAAAUCGCUUAGUCCGCUUAGUUUCAUCUUUUUAAAAUAAUACAAACAUUGUGUAAUGUGAAGAUUUAUUCAGAAUAGUGGCAGCAGACUUUCACUUCCUGCAUAGAAGUUACAACUUUACAUGGGCAUAAGUUAAACUGGCAGACAUUUUAUCUCUGGAAGACCAACUCGCAACCACUGGCAGAGCCAGAAGGAUGUCCAAGGUGGCAAUGAACCCAAGAUGACAACCCAAAAUCUCAUUUCAUCUCAUUUCACCUCUUGUUGAAAAAUCUUUUUUUGAAAAACACACUUCUUUAGAGACAUUCUUCCCGAGCGAGUCCUGUGCAAUGUUGCCAUUCUUCCAGGAGAAAUGCCCAUAUAAGGAGUUUCACCCUUCAUGACGUCAUGAAGAAUCACAAUCGAGUUUUUUUCGGACACUUGUAGGAAACCUGGAAGUGUGUAUUUGGCACAGAAAUACUCUGUUAUAUGUCCAAAUAGUUUUUUUUAACUUUGGCCAUGUUUAGCAUGAUAAUCCAACUCUUUAACAGUGUAAAUAACUCAACAUGCAUGAAAGAGCUGAAGGAGACGUUUGCAGGCAGGCCUGGAGCGUGGCAAUGAGAUGCAGUGUUUUGUUCCCCCUCUCACGGAACCAUGGUUACGUUCGGAACCCGAGACGUUCCCUUUAGGAACUCGAACUGUGUCUGCUGACGCUAUGGGAAGCUGAGGAGAAUUCCUGCUUCAUAAGACUCUAUUGACUUCUGGUAGUGAAGUCCAUUAAGUCCCCUUCUCAGGAGCACCUCAAUGCCAGAAGUGUGAGUGACAAUAUACCCUAUGGCCACUAACCAAGCUUCAAGUCCUAUACAAAGGAAAGUUUCAGCUUUUUCCAACCUUCCCCACUGCUUUGCAGGCAACGGUGUCUGGCCCGAGGUAAGAGAUUAAAGGUCUGGUUAUGCUAGACACCACCUUUAAUCCCUUAAAGUCUUUGGGGAUUUCUGCCAGGAUUUGACACCUCUUAACCUGAUGGCUGAAAUGUAAUAAAUACAGUUGUAUGUGUUCAGAAUAUCAAAAUAAACACAAAAAAUAGGCACUUUUGUGUUAU
Molecule: messenger RNA, 3597 nt
Organism: Onychostoma macrolepis
Lineage: Eukaryota; Metazoa; Chordata; Actinopteri; Cypriniformes; Cyprinidae
Product: gastrula zinc finger protein XlCGF8.2DB-like
Exons: 3
Coding region: 149-1204 (351 amino acids)
Biological process (GO): regulation of transcription by RNA polymerase II
Molecular function (GO): DNA-binding transcription factor activity; RNA polymerase II cis-regulatory region sequence-specific DNA binding
Source: RefSeq, a predicted model, not a curated record